Molecule: messenger RNA, 846 nt
Organism: Caenorhabditis remanei
Lineage: Eukaryota; Metazoa; Nematoda; Chromadorea; Rhabditida; Rhabditidae
Exons: 4
Coding region: 1-846 (281 amino acids)
Source: RefSeq, a predicted model, not a curated record
AUGGGAUCCUAUUCAUUCCUUCCAAUUCUCUCUUUUAGAAAGCCACUGAUUGGACAAAUUUUGUCUUUAAAUGGAUUGAGAUUGUGUAAUGUAACAAGAGAAAAUAGCGAUGUGAUAACAGUAAAACUGAUCACAGAGGACCGAACAAAGUAUACAUUCAAAAUGAAAGGAAAAGACGGUGGUUUAUGGGUUGCAGCAAUUAUGAAUUGCUCACAAGUUGCAUUGAAUCAUGACACUCAUAGUGCAUACAAUGAUGGAAUAUCGUCAAAUAUAGCAAAAGAUCUUCAAGAUAAAACAGAUAAUAGUGCAUUCACUGGAUCAGGAGAGGGCUAUAAAUUACCACCAUUAGAGGAAUCAGAAAGUGAGAAAAAGAAACAAAAGAAGGAAGAGGAAGGUGGGAAUAACAACAAUCAAGGGGUCAAACAGUCGGAUAAUGGAGUACAGAAAUCAGGUGAUAAAAAAACUCAGUCUGAUAAAAAUCUGAAACCCGUUCCGUCCAAAACUAAAACGAAGAAUUCAACUACUACAACUGAGUCUGGGAAAGAUAAAAAAGAUAAAACUCUGGAUGCUCCCGCGAAACAGGAUGAUCCAGUUGUUCCUGUUCAACGUGCACACUCUGAUACGGAUAACAAUUUGGAUGCACAGUUGAAGAAGACUCAGACUGAAACUCCCGAUACUUCUGGAAAAGGUAAUGGCGAUACUCCGAAUAAGAAAACGGUGACACCUAUAUCCACAACUCCUGGGGCAGCUCUCACACCUACAGUAGCUGGAAUCGAAGGGAAUGAUGAAAAGAAGAAGACAUUGACAAAUUCAGACGAGAAUGAUCCUCCGGAGAAGAAAAACUGA